AUACGUUGUGUGUGGGGAUGCCCGGCCAUAUAGUGUUACAAAAUAGAGUGUUUGACAAGCAAUUACAGUGUGCGACAUCAAGUAGCCAACAACUCAAUGUUUAUUCUACUAAAUAUUAAUAACUUAAAACAAACGUUCAAUGAUGAGUAAUGAUGUUACCAAAAAGAAAGGAAAAGUAUCAGGCGAGAAAAAGACGACAAAAAGAAAGGCCAAAAGAAGAGAAACUUACGCGGUGUACAUCUACAAAGUAUUGAAACAGGUUCAUCCUGAUACGGGCAUCUCUAGUAGAGCGAUGAGCAUCAUGAACUCGUUCGUCAACGACGUUUUCGAGCGAAUUGCCACAGAAGCUUCCCGUCUGACCCAGUACAACAAACGGUCCACCAUCACCAGCCGUGAGGUUCAGACCGCUGUCCGACUGUUGCUACCUGGAGAGCUCGCAAAGCAUGCUGUGUCUGAAGGAACCAAAGCUGUCACUAAGUACACUAGCUCAAAAUAAAUAUCAAAGUCUACAAAUGCCUUACCUUCAAUGGCACAAAGUUUGGCAAACCGAAGUACCACUACUGAUUUAAAUUCAGUUGUUUCAGUUAUUUGAUUAUUUUGGGUAAAUAAAUGCACAAACUGCA
This is a messenger RNA of Hypomesus transpacificus, 623 nucleotides long. RefSeq lists its product as uncharacterized. Gene Ontology annotation, cellular component: nucleosome. The record is from RefSeq and is a predicted model, not a curated record. NCBI's taxonomy places the organism in Eukaryota, Metazoa, Chordata, Actinopteri, Osmeriformes, Osmeridae. Gene Ontology annotation, molecular function: structural constituent of chromatin; DNA binding; protein heterodimerization activity. Bases 140 to 496 code for a protein of 118 amino acids. The transcript has 2 exons.